AUUUAAGCGCGCGUCGCCCGGAUUGUUCCCAAGACGUCAAAAGAUUCAGAUAUGCAACUAGCUAGAGGCCAAUCCUUACUCCCUAAGACUUCUGCGAAAAACAGCAACAGAAUGACUCUCAACGUGGGCGGUGUCAGAUAUGAGACGUAUCGAUCUACACUUAAAACGAUACCCGAUACACGGCUUGCUUGGGUUACGGAUACAUCUGUCAAUAGCCCUGAUUACGAUCCGGCCACAGGAGAAUAUUUCUUUGAUCGACAUCCGGGAAUUUUCAACAUGAUAUUAAAUUACUACAGGACCGGAAAACUACACGCUCCAACUCACGUUUGUGGACCUCUUUUUGAAGAAGAGCUCGCCUUCUGGGGCAUAGAUGAAAAGCAGAUUGAACCUUGCUGUUGGCCAAACUACAGAGCACACAGAGAUGCCCAGGAAACACUGGCAGAGUUCGACAAAGACAAUACAAACGACGAAGACUGUGGCGAGAGUCACGAAGAGGAGAUGGCCAGAAGAUUUGGCUUGGUUCAGCAAGUGACCAUCAAGAAGUCUUGGUUUGAGCGAUUGCAUGGUCAGUGGCAUGAAAGAUGGCGACCCAAAGUGUGGGCGUUGCUAGAGGAUCCAGCAUCUUCAAUGGCUGCCAAGGUUGUCACAGCCGUGACGUCAGUAUUUGUCUUUCUAGCAAUCGUCACCUUCUGUGCAGAGACUCACCCAUUCUUUCGUUACGUCAAGCAUAACGUGAGCCUGUCCAAUGUGACGUCAGUGAAAGAUGCCCAGAGACUUACCGAGCCCUACAUGUUCCUAAAGGUGUCUGAGGGCACGUGUAUGGUCUACUUCACAUUAGAUAUCCUGAUCAGACUUUUAGUCUGUCCAGACAAAGUCAAGUACAUUUUACAAACUCAAACUGUUCUGGACAUCUUGUCGGUGCUGCCAUUUUACAUCAGACAGAUCGUUGUGGCAGUAGACUCAGAUCUUGAUACUUCAGAUGGACUUUACUUUUUCAACUCUGUCAGGCUAAUUAUGAUACUGAGAGUAUUAAGGUUGACUCGUCAUUUUAGUGGAUUUAAAAUUCUGGGGCAUACAAUAAAAGCCAGUGCUAAAGAAUUGUUGUUGAUGAUUUUACUUUUGUCUAUUGGAGUACUGACGUUCUCGUGUCUGGUCUACUAUGCUGAGCAAGUGGUAGAAGAGCCAGCCAAUGACUUCAAGAAUAUUCCACGUGGUUUUUGGUGGGCGGUGGUAACCAUGACAACGCUUGGUUACGGUGAUAUGUAUCCCAGGACAACAUUGGGCUACAUCGUCGGCGCCGGGUGCGCUCUGUGUGGGCUUCUCAUGCUGGCCUUGCCGGUCCCUGUCGUGGUCAACAACUUUACUCUCUACUAUUCACACGCCCAGGCCAAACUGAAACUGCCCAAGAAAACAAGAAAAACUUUGGUUGGUGCAGCUGAUGCUCUAAAGACGUCGUCUGCUGACCCCGAGAGUUGUUUCCCAUCUUCCAUGGGCAGCGACUCGUCUCUAAAAUCAACAAAGAACGAUAAACCAACGCGAAGAAACAGCGUCUGCCCUGGAGGCAAUGACCGAAGUCCGAGUACAGACAGUGGAUAUCGGCAAGAUAGCCUUCAGGAAGUGUACACAGGCAUUAGCGUUAUCUAUACUGAUGAAUGUGACGAUGUCAGAUACACAGCAUCUCAGAAAUAUUUACGUUCGCAUAGCGUCAAAGACUUCAAAAAUGUCGCAUCUGUCACGACAGACAAAGUUAUUUCUCGUGACAAACUCUUUUCGAGGGACGAUAAUUACAACAAAGAUGGAGACGAAUCAACCUUCCACGAGAAACCAAUCAAGGAUAUUCAGAACAUUGCAAAACGACGUCGAUCGCUUUUACCAGCAUAUAUGGCAGAAAUAGAUAUCUGAACAUCCUGGUAGUCUCAACGUGGAGAUGAGAGAAACGAUUUGAAAUGACAUUUUUUUUAUGCUCAAUUCUUUUUUUUUUAAAUACAUGUACUUGAAUACCUUUGGCACAGUUGUCGUUCUUUAAGAUUAGCUCACACAUAUCUUUGAGAAUUGUUGCCAUUUGCAAUAUAUACAUAUCCAUUAAUAUUUAAGUCUAUAAAGUCAUUAUGUUGAUGCAA
Biomphalaria glabrata is the source of this 2120-nucleotide messenger RNA. Its product is annotated as potassium voltage-gated channel subfamily C member 1-like. NCBI's taxonomy places the organism in Eukaryota, Metazoa, Mollusca, Gastropoda, Planorbidae. Bases 52 to 1902 code for a protein of 616 amino acids. Gene Ontology annotation, biological process: protein homooligomerization; potassium ion transmembrane transport. The transcript is spliced from 12 exons. Gene Ontology annotation, molecular function: protein binding; delayed rectifier potassium channel activity. The record is from RefSeq and is a predicted model, not a curated record. Gene Ontology annotation, cellular component: dendrite membrane; voltage-gated potassium channel complex; axon.